Messenger RNA from Bipolaris victoriae FI3, 3327 nucleotides. RefSeq lists its product as hypothetical. NCBI's taxonomy places the organism in Eukaryota, Fungi, Ascomycota, Dothideomycetes, Pleosporales, Pleosporaceae. Bases 1 to 3327 code for a protein of 1108 amino acids. The record is from RefSeq and is a predicted model, not a curated record. Gene Ontology annotation, molecular function: ADP binding; protein binding. The transcript is spliced from 4 exons.
AUGGCUGAUCCGAUUUCACUGGUGGCUGCGGGUGUGGGAAUCGGUGAUGUCGCAUUUCGGCUCAUCGACUAUCUCAAAGACAUCAAAGCAGCCGCCAAGACUAUGGAUGAAGACAUUGAAGGAUUGAUCAACGAGGUCGAAGGACUUCAAAAGGUUCAUGGUCACCUUGAGAAGGAAUAUCUCAAGAAUAUGACGAAUGCCGAAAUGGGAGACGAAGAGAGGAGCCUUUGGACAAGCACAGGACAAACUCUCAAGAACGGGCAGAAGCUUACAAAGAAGCUUGAAGAAUCGGUACAAUCUAUCUACGGCAAUCAUAAGCUAGUCACUGGAAGGUUGGAUGGUUGGGACAAAGCGCGUAAAAAGAGAAGCAAAGACAGCAUGAUCUCUGGACUUCGAGACCAAAUCAACACAUAUCAGGGAGCCUUGCAAAUGUUGCUUGGGUUCAUUUCCAUGCAGUCCACUCGUGAAAGUCACAAGGAUCAGAAUGCCCAGCUCGACAAACUGGUAGCUGAUUUCCAAGAACUGAAGAGUCGAAUGGAACAAGCGCAGCACACAUCGUUACCCUUAUAUGAAACCGUGACUACUACAACGGCCUAUCGCGAUUUCAACAUGGAAUCCGUGUCAGUCGUGAACCAGCUCGGUAUUGCAAUCGAUAAUAUUGCGCACAAUUCAGCCUCCGACGCCUCGGUGACCAACGAACAUUUUGAUAUUCCGAAGCCUGUCGACCCAUUUUAUACUGGUCGUGAAGACUACGCAAAACGCUUGCGCAGCUGGAUGUUACCGAGUCAUCCUCGGAAGCAACGCGGUACAUCGGCUGUCAAGGCAGAACAAAAACGUUUCAUUGUGUAUGGGCUUGGAGGCGCGGGGAAGACGCAGUUCUGCUCCAAGUUUGCUGAAGACAAUCGCCAAUACUUCUGGGGGGUCUUUUGGGUAGAUGGUAGCAGCCGGUCGCGGUUGAAACAGACCUUCUCUCAGAAUGUGUCAAAGAUUGGAAAAGUCGAUCUCAACGAAAAUGCUGCACUACAUUGGCUAUCAAACCUAAGUUCUCCUUGGCUUCUUAUCAUCGACAAUGCUGAUGACCCUGACCUCAAGCUUGCGGACUAUUUUCCACGGGGCAAUCGAGGUCACGUUCUCGUCACAACCCGCGACCCUGGGAAGAAGAUGUAUGGUACUGCUGGUGAUCGAUUUUUUGAAUUCCAAGGACUGAGUACCAGCGAUGCAAGUAGUCUACUGCUGAAAGCAGCCGGUCAGUCGGAACCAUGGGACACGGUCGUGUCCAGCAUUGCUUUAAAGAUCGCGAAAGCCCUUGGCUAUCUUGCAUUGGCCAUCACGCAUGCGGGUAGAGCCAUCCGCGAGGAGUAUUGUAAGUUGAGCGAGUAUCUACAAUACUAUGAGCGCCAAUGGGAAGCGACGAGACAAACCAGACUUCCAGUGAGAGACAAGGAUGCGGCCGACGAGUUGAGCGUCUUCUCAACUUUCGAGUUGAACCGAGAAGCUAUCGAGGACCGAGCGACACGAGCAUCUCGAGACGCCCUUCAGUUGCUUGACACAUUUGCAUUUCUUCACAACCAAGACAUUAGAUAUGACUUUUUGCAACGAUCUAUCGAGAAUGCCAAGGUUGAACAUAGGAAGGAAGUCGAGGAUAGAAUGAAUGAACGUCGAUCCAAGGCAGCCAAGCCCGCACCCGACUGGUCGACAUGGUGCAAAGAAACCGCGUUCCUAGUCCUUACCUACCUCUAUCAGAAUCGAAGCCCACCUGUUCUACCCAGUGUCAUCCGAGAUGGUCGUGAUGAGAAGGCGAUGAAUGAAGAUAGACUACGUGUAGCUUUACGGCAGUUGGUUCAAUUCUCACUCAUAAUAAAAGGUCACAACUCCGAAAGCUACUCUAUGCACCCCCUUGUACACAAAUGGGCGCGUGAGCGGCCUGGCAUGAGUAUUGCAGCGCAAGGAGUUUGGGCCGAAGCAGCUGCAAUGCUACUAUCACACUGCAUUCUGAUCCCACCGCUUGGCAAUACGGAAGAGGAGGAAGAAGUCCGAAAACAUAUCCUCCCCCAUGUCGAUCACGUACGCCAAUGUCAGCAAUCUAUAGAGCAACGCAUGAGGGACAAGCGCAUGGCACGGAUGAAACCAUGGCCGGUAUUCGAUGGCGGCUUUGAUAGGGGAAAAGCUAUAACAUAUGCUAAGUUCAGUCUGGUUUACAUGCAGAAUGGACGGUGGGAGGAGGCCAAACGACUCCAAACUGCAGUGAAAGAUUUCACGAGCCAAAUCCUAGGCAUGAAGCACCCUGUUACUCGUCGCGCCACCAGGCUACUGGCCAUGACCUUGUUUAACCUUGGCCAAAGUGAGGAUUCAGCUAAGCUGGAAAAAGAAGUCUUGGACGCUUGUGUGCUUUUCUUGGGCGUCGAUCACCAGGAGACACUGGUAGCGAAAUUCACUCUUGGAAAGGCGCUCUUCUUACAAGGCAAAUUUAGCCAGGCCAAAAUUCUCCAAGAAGAGGCGGUCGAGGGGCUCACUAGGCUGAUCGGUCUGGACCACGAAGAUACUCUCGAUGCAAUUGACUGGCUUGGCCAGACUUUACUCAUGUUCUACACCAAAGAACAUGUGACUCGUGCCCGUCAACUGUUUGUCACCGCAUCAGAAGGCAUGGAGAAGUUGCAUGGAGAUGAACAUACACGUACACUUGAAGCGCGGGAGCACCUUUGCAGUUCUGCCAUUCGGACGGGGGAGAAAAGCCAUUUGGAUGAAGCGCAUGCAAUGAUGAUAAAAAUUCUAGAGAUCCGAAAAGAAAAACUGGGCAAGGAGCAUGCUUACACACUACUUGCGAUGGUAAACCUCGCUCUCGUAAAAUGCGCGAUGGGCAUGCUACACGAGGCAGAAGUACUCCUCCUGUAUGGCUUACCUAUCGCUGCACGCAAUUUAGGCGAAGGCCACAUCGCCUAUCUCUGGGGCCGUUAUCACCUGGGCCGAGUGUGGGUGCUUCAGGAAAGAUGGGAGGAGGCGGUAACCUACCUACUUGAUGUCACAGAGAGACAGCGCUACACGUUACAAGGAAGAGGCGAGUUUCAUCCUGAUAGAAUUGGCGGCCUGAUUGAGCUAUCAACAGCAUACAACGCGCUGGGAAAAGUUGAAGAAUGCGAGAGGGUGACUGAGGAGGCUUUGGCUGCGUUGGCAAAGAUAUCGACAACUGAACACCCAGAGGCAAAGAAGUUAAAGGAAAACAGAGAUAUCUGGAGGCAGCGGAGAGCACAAAGUGUGGAGUGUCUGCCGCGCGCAGAUUCAGCACACAUCACCGAGGAGCGUGCCGGAACAAUUUCUGGAUCGAUAUAG